Rotaria sordida is the source of this 825-nucleotide messenger RNA. The record is from the annotation of a GenBank genome assembly. Lineage: Eukaryota; Metazoa; Rotifera; Eurotatoria; Philodinida; Philodinidae.
AUGGCUACCAUCCCUGAGCAAGCAUCGAAAGCGAGUGGUGACUGGUCUCGAUUGUUGGUAGAUAAAGUUGUAUUUGUUACUGGUGCUGGUGGAGCUAUAGGUUCAACAAUUGCACAAACAUGUGCAUUACAUGGUGCACGUGUCGUAGUUGCCGAUGUUAACAAAAAUACAGCUGAUGAAACUGUAACAAAAAUGAUUAAUGAAGAUGCGAACAAAAAAGAUUAUAUGAUGUCUAUUGAACUUGAUGUAACUAAUGAACAAUCAAUUCAAAAUGCUGUCAAAUCUGUUGUAGAUAAAUGGAAUACAAUUGAUAUACUUGUUAAUAAUGCUGCUAUUUUUACAUUUGGUGCUGUUGAAAAUGUAACAGCAGAGGCAUGGUCAAGAAUAUUAGAUGUUAAUGUACGUGGUUAUGCUUUAAUGGCUAAAGCUAUUGUUCCUCUAAUGAAAAAACAAAAAUCAGGUUCAAUUAUACAAAUAGCUAGUAUUAGUAGUUGGGUUGCUCAACCUGAAUUUGUACCGUAUAGUACAACAAAAGGAGCUAUUUUACAAAUGACACGUAAUUUAGCACUUGAUUUAGGUCCAUUUAAUAUUCGAUGUAAUGCUAUUUGUCCUGGUGCUAUACUUACACCAGCUUCAUCUCAACAUGCAGUUAAUUUAAAUAUAUCAUUAGAUGAACUUAUUGCAACACAAGCGGAAAAACAAUGUUUAAAACGAUGGGGUACAACAGAAGAAAUAGCAAAUUUCACAGUUUUUUUAGCUUCGGAUUUAUGUCAUUUUGCUACAGGUGCUAGCUUUUUAGUUGAUGGAGGUUAUACAACUAUUUAG